GCAUUCCGUAUCCAUUGUAUCGCCGUAUCGUCAGGCAGUCUAUCACCAGUCAAUCAAUCCGUCUGCGACAGAUUCAAUUCAGCGAGCCCCUUGCCAGAAUUUCGUCCCGGUCAUCGACACCCCAUUUGCGACCUUUUCUUGAAGCGAAACAAAAUAUUUGCCACCCGCAGCAAAACUCCUCGGCCGAAGCCUCUGUGAACGAAUAUCCAUAAGCCCCUAUGCAACAGUGGCCUUGAAAGUGAACCUCUAUCAAAGCCUCCUUUAGGUCCUUGACAAUUCUUAUCUUCCCACGCGAUCAUCCUUGCGGCCACGGCAACCCUGCGAGCGAUUGCCCUUUGCGACCACAUCACGUGUUUUCAUUCUACGCUGACCCAUUGUCUCAAUUGUCUGGUACAAUGAGCAACCUCGAUAUAGAGAAGAAGCCCAGCGCCGGGCAGGUGACGCCCAGCAGCGAGUCGGCGUCCGGAUCCGACGAUGCGGACGCCCUCAAGUUGGCCGAGAUGGGAUACACGCAAGACUUGCAGCGCAAUUUCUCGGUGCUCUCCCUGAUCGGCAUUGCGUUCUGUAUGUCUAACUCCUGGUUCGGUAUCUCCGCCUCAUUGAUCACCGGUAUCAGCUCCGGCGGAACGGUCAUCAUCAUCUAUGGCCUGCUGUGGAUCACCUUCAUCUCGUGCUGUGUGGCAUCGUCGCUCUCGGAACUGGCCAGUGCCAUGCCCAACGCGGGCGGCCAGUACUUCUGGGCUGACCAACUGGCUCCGAAGAAGUACGCUCGGUUCGCUUCCUAUGUGACCGGCUGGUUCGGCUAUGCGGGUGCCAUCUUCGCGAGUUCCAGUGUGGUGCUCAGUCUGGGGUCUGGUGUAGUGGGCAUGUGGGCGCUGGGCCAUCCUUCCUUUGUUCCCAAACCCUGGCAUACCGUCGUAGCAUACGAGCUCAUCAACCUCUUCUGCUACCUGUUCAACUGCUGGGGCAAGUUCCUCCCGGCGGUCGCCAAGGCCACGCUGUACAUCUCGCUGCUCUCAUUCUUCGUGAUUCUGGUGACGGUGCCGGCGUGCGCCAGGCCGCACGCCAGCGGUUCGUUCGUGUUCGGGCACUUUGUCAACUCGACGGGGUGGAAGUCGGACGGGAUCGCGUUCAUCGUCGGGCUGAUCAACCCCAACUGGAUCUUCGCGUGCCUGGAUUCGGCGACGCACCUGGCGGAGGAGGUGCCGCAGCCGGAGCGCAACAUCCCGAUCGCGAUCAUGGCGACGGUGGGGAUCGGGUUCGUGACGUCGUGGUUCUACUGCGUGGCGAUGUUCUUCAGCAUCCAGGACUUGGACGCGCUGCUGAACUCGAGCACGGGGGUGCCAAUCCUGGAGCUGUACUACCAGGCGCUGCGCAACAAGGCGGGCGCCAUCGUGCUGGAGACGCUGCUGAUCGUCACGGGCAUGGGCUGCCUGAUCGCGUGCCACACGUGGCAGUCGCGGCUGGCGUGGGCGUUCGCGCGCGACCGCGGCCUGCCGGGCCACCAGUGGCUGUCAACCGUCAAUGCCAAGCUGGACGUGCCCAUGUGGUCGCACUUCGCCAGCUCGCUCAUCGUCGCCCUGCUCGGCCUGCUCUUCCUCGGAUCCUCCACCGCCUUCAACAGUAUGGUCACCGCCUGCAUCUCCCUGCUGUACAUCUCCUACUCCGUGCCCGUCAUCUGCAUGCUGAUCCGCGGCCGCGACACCAUCAAGCACGGCCCCUUCUGGCUGGGCAAAUGGGGCAUGGCCGCCAACUACAUCACCCUGGCCUGGACUCUGUUCUGCUUGGUUAUGUAUUCCUUCCCUGCCACCAUGCCCGUCAACACCGGCAACAUGAACUAUGUGUCCGUCGUCUACGGCGUCAUCAUCUUCAUCAUCAUCUGUGACUGGUUCGCCCGGGGUCGCAAAUCCUUCCGCGGCAGCCAGAGCUGUGUCGAGGACGCCGCCGCCGCCGCCGCCGCCCACUAAACGAAACACAUCUGCAUCUUCACUCCUGCAU
This is a messenger RNA of Aspergillus homomorphus CBS 101889, 1998 nucleotides long. Its product is annotated as putative choline transport protein Ctr. The coding region runs from base 396 to 1967 and encodes 523 amino acids. NCBI's taxonomy places the organism in Eukaryota, Fungi, Ascomycota, Eurotiomycetes, Eurotiales, Aspergillaceae. Gene Ontology annotation, cellular component: membrane. The transcript is spliced from 3 exons. Gene Ontology annotation, molecular function: transmembrane transporter activity. The record is from RefSeq and is a predicted model, not a curated record. Gene Ontology annotation, biological process: transmembrane transport.